GCAUGAGUAAGAGUACCACCUCAAGAUUUCCACAAGGAAAAGCGCCUUAAAUCAACACAAACUGCCCGGACUUUCUGCUGGAAGACUCUACACCCUCCACUGUUGCUGAAUGAAGAAGUGACUCGUCUGUGAUCGCAGUCAUGGCUGUGCAGACUGGCAUCCAGGUAUGGUUUGGCGAGAAGUUCGAUGCCCCGUUGCUGAGCCCCAGGAGCCCUCGCAGUCCAUUAGCACAGCGCCACGGCCCCGGUCUCGCAGACGUCUUCCAGUAUGACCAGUGGCUGGCGGUGCGGCAUGAGGCCACCCUGGUGCCCAUGCAGGAGGAUCUGGCCAUCUGGCUCUCUGGCAUGCUGGGAGAGGAGGUCAGAGCAGAGUUUUUCAUGGAGGAGCUGAAUAACGGCGUGAAGCUCUGCCAACUUAUCGGCGUGCUGCAGACUAAGAUCGCCCAGAGCUGCCCCUCCGCACUCUGCAAGCUGUUCCCCACAAGGAAGGUGGCAUGUAAGCGGGACGCCUCUCCAGGCUCCUUCUUCGCCCGCGACAACACCGCCAACUUCCUGGCCUGGUGUCGCCACAUCGGUGUGGAGGAGACCUACCUGUUUGAGUCGGAGGGCCUCGUGCUGCACAAGGAGCCUCGGCAGGUUUGUCUCUGUCUGCUGGAGAUCGGCCGCAUCGUCUCCAAGUACGGCGUGGAGCCCCCUGUGCUGGUGAAGCUGGAGAAGGAGAUUGAGCUGGAGGAGACUCUGCUGAUGACGGAGGAGCCGCCUCCGGCCGUCAAGACCUUCAGCGUGUGCUGUCAGCACGGCGGUCUCUACCAGCCGGGGGAGCAUGGCAUGGACGACCCACCCUGCAACUGCUCCAACAGAGUUUCCAUUGAGUACCUGUCAGAGGGACGCUACAGACUGGGAGACAAGACCCUCUUUAUUCGGAUGCUUCAUGGUAAACACGUGAUGGUGCGUGUCGGUGGCGGCUGGGACACGCUGCGCGGCUUCCUGAUGAAGUACGACCCUCUGCGGGUUCUGCAGUUCACCACUCUGGAGCAGAAGAUCCUGGCCUUUCAGAAGGGCCCCCCAGGCCUGGGAGGCCACCCCGGCAGUGCCGCUCCACCCCCUCCUCCUGACAUGGACCCCCUCGCCGCCGUCAAUAACCUCAUUUCCUCCUCGGCCUCCUCUUCCUCCUCCACAUCCUCGUCUUCCUCUUCGUCUGGCUCGGCCGGUAAGCCGGUGUGCGUGACCGCUGCGGGUCAGACGUGUCGGUCCUACACGGCCUCCCCAGCCUGCACGCCAACGAUGCCCAGAAAAGGUUCUGCCACAGCGGUCAAGAAGAACCUCCAGGGGGCGCAGUCCUCCCCCAGGAAGCCCACCCAGCUGCCCCUGCCCAUCACCACCAAAGGUUCCUCCUCUCUGCCCUCCACGCCUGUGGGGAGCUCCUCCAAACAGUCUCCCAGCCCAGGGUGUCAGGGGGUGCAGGUCCCUCGCAGAGCUCUGACUCCAUCCUCAGCUCCAUCAGCUGCCCCUGCAGAUCCAAGGCCCGCCUCCAAUCCUAGGCUCAGACCGUCACCACGCGGCCCCGCCUCUCAGCCCAGGAGCCCGGUCUGCCCCGAGCCGUCUUCCAAAUGCCCCAAACCCUCCAGCCCCUGCACCUCCCCCAUCGCCACCUCCGUGCCUCGCCCCGUCACUGCACCAGGACGGGCACCCACCCCUAAAGAUGCCCGGCCCCCAUCAGGGGCCAGCCAGCGCUCUCGCCUUGCACAGCGCCGCCCUGGCUCCCCAGCCUCACGCCUCCGCCUGGACGUCACCAGGCGGGUCCGGACAGCCACGAAAGCUGCGGUGGCGACAACUCCCCAACCCCGGACCCCCACCCCCAGCUCACGGACAGCCUCCCCGGCGCUGCCAAAACCCGCCUCCUCCCUGCCGAAGAGCAAAGAGAUCACAGCCAAAGCCAAGGGACCGGCCCCCGUCAAGGUGGCCGCUGCCCCUCCACGCGGUACUGCUGCUGUCCCCGGGCGGGUCCACGGGGGCAACACGGGACCUUCUCCCACCAGCAAAACCAAUCAGAAAACACCGGCCGCAACACAGAGGGCGGGGCGAAAGCAAGCAGCCACCACUAACCCCAUCAACGGGAAAUCAGCUCUGAAACCUGAACCGACUCCAGUCCUGCAGAAAACCAGCCCCAACGUCAAAGCUGGUAAGACGGAGCCCGGCGUCAGCAAGAGGGUCCCACAGUGUCAGGGCAAAAGCGGGGACGCUUAUUUUGAAAUGAACAGUCGGAGGAGACAGAAGACGUAACGGCAGGGUCUCCGAGGACUUGCCAAAGCCAGCAGGCUGGUCACAUGUAGCUUAUUAGAAACCAGCACAUGUUGGAGCUCAUCGAACAAGCUCAUCGUGACACUAAUCCACAUCAGAGAGGUUCUCAUGUUUGACCAUUUUUUUGUCUUCAAAUCUAUUUUUGUUUGUUGGUUUUUGUAUGUUAUUUAACAGUCUUUAAUUUUAUUUUUUUUAAUCCAAAAGGGUCAAAGAUGUCAUGCUUUGUUUGUGUCGUGUUUGUGGUGAUUUAAUGGUCUUCUUUGAGAGGUCAUCUCCAUUUACCUGUUAGAUACUAAAACUUGCACAAUGUUUACAGUUUCAUCUUCAUCACACGUGCAGCCGUUACAAAUCAUUUGUCAGCUGACUUUUAAAGAACUAAUAGAAUUGAGUAGAAAGCCCGUGUUCAAACACAAACCUCAGAGCGACACAGACUCCCAGGACACAGCCAUGGUUUAGUUAAACGCACUUAUGUGAGUAUUUGCAGGAAGCGGAUCAGUUUGCAUUCAUGGCGAAGCAGCUUCUGAGUCCUGUUUUUCUCCAGCAGGUUACCAAAGUUGUGACAUGUCUAGAGUUCAGUGAUGCAACUGGAACACAAACGAUGGUUUCUGAUGAUUUAUUUCUCCCCAGUGAGAACACACACUCCACUGGUGGAUAGUGAGAUGUGAUUUUUGUAUAAUGAUAUCUAGGUGGACGGUUUCUGGUGAUGGCGCCUGACAAAGCGCCAUCGGGAGCGGACCUUCCUGUCGUGUGCCUUCAUCAGAAAUCUCUCGUUUCUGGGCGGCAUUAGAAUGUAUUAGACGA
Messenger RNA from Chelmon rostratus (copperband butterflyfish), 3101 nucleotides. It is a transcript of the gene gas2l3, whose product is annotated as growth arrest-specific 2 like 3. Gene Ontology annotation, biological process: actin crosslink formation. Gene Ontology annotation, cellular component: actin filament. Gene Ontology annotation, molecular function: cytoskeletal adaptor activity; microtubule binding; actin filament binding. The transcript is spliced from 9 exons. The coding region runs from base 141 to 2282 and encodes 713 amino acids. The record is from RefSeq and is a predicted model, not a curated record. Lineage: Eukaryota; Metazoa; Chordata; Actinopteri; Chaetodontiformes; Chaetodontidae.